Molecule: messenger RNA, 2217 nt
Organism: Entelurus aequoreus (snake pipefish)
Lineage: Eukaryota; Metazoa; Chordata; Actinopteri; Syngnathiformes; Syngnathidae
Gene: mylpfb
Product: myosin light chain, phosphorylatable, fast skeletal muscle b
Exons: 6
Coding region: 979-1491 (170 amino acids)
Biological process (GO): skeletal muscle tissue development
Cellular component (GO): cytoplasm
Molecular function (GO): calcium ion binding
Source: RefSeq, a predicted model, not a curated record
AAUGGUGGCGAGGUUGGGAGGCUAGGGCUAUUUCAGUCAGUACAGCUGUCUGGUUUUUAUGGUCUUUCUCUCUCUCUUUUCACCUUCACCACGCUUUCCUCUGCCGGUGACCUUAUUCAACAGACUCUCCUGAAGGUGCUUGCCACCAUUUAAAGCAAACCAAAGUAGACCCCCUAUGCAAUGGGCAGUAAAAAAAACAAAAAAACAACAUGGAUAUUGAUCCAAUUAGAAGUAGCUGUGAUGGCCUAUAUCAGUUCCCCUCUGACAUGCCUCAUGAUUGACAGCAGCCAAUGCAGCUCAUAUAUGGAGUUAAGUGGGAGGGCCUCUUUUCUUGCUGUUGGAAAGCGACUAUAACGGGCACGACCCAAAUUAGUGCAACUGCCAAAAAAAACAACAAUCAUUGGGAUAAUGAAGCACUUUAAUGAUAUGCGAUCGGCUUCCUGUCGGAGUAUUAAAUACAUCCGCCUGCUUCAGUGUCAUGUUUACAUUUCUCGCUCAUAUCGCAGGCCGUGUUGUCGCGUGCCAUCCAUCCCCUGGACUGGACCCAAAGCCCAUCUGCCAACUGUUUCCAAGUUUCACGGCUGUUCAUACACCCGAGUAGUCAUCUACACCCCUGAGGCAGGUGAUGAUGGCGGGUUAUGCCACUUAGGACGGUGGGCAAUAGGCCGCCUCAAAAAGCGGCCUAUUCGGCCAUAUUAGUACGCACACGUUGUGUUAAAUUCGCCUCAUUCCAAGACUCCUCAUGCCUAUUUUGGAUGGUCAGUAAGGCGAUACGGCCCUUGUCACCUCCUCGCUCCGCCCUUUUUUCUUUUACUUUUCCCUUAGCUCUGUUUUCCUGCCAAACCUGAUGCGGGGGCUAACUUUAGCCCCCCGCGGACCGGUAUAUAAUGCCCCAUGGGUGCCUUGCUUGCAUGUCAGUCACAUCGGUUUGGCGUAGGCUUCUCUUCUUGACCAACAACAUCCCAACAAACUUGAGAAAUGGCACCCAAGAAGGCCAAGAGGAGGCAGCAGCAGGGCGAGGGUGGAUCCUCCAAUGUGUUCUCCAUGUUUGAGCAGAGCCAGAUCCAGGAGUACAAAGAGGCUUUCACAAUCAUCGACCAGAACAGAGAUGGCAUCAUCAGCAAGGACGACCUGAGGGACGUGCUGGCCACCAUGGGUCAACUCAACGUGAAGAAUGAGGAGCUGGAGGCCAUGGUGAAGGAGGCCAGCGGCCCCAUCAACUUCACCGUCUUCCUCACCAUGUUCGGCGAGAAGCUGAAGGGUGCUGAUCCCGAGGACGUUAUCGUGAGCGCUUUCAAGGUCCUGGACCCCGAGGCCACGGGCUCCAUCAAGAAAGAAUUCCUUGAGGAGCUCCUGACCACACAGUGCGACAGGUUCACCGCUGAGGAGAUGACCAACUUGUGGGCCGCCUUCCCUCCCGAUGUAGCCGGCAAUGUGGACUACAAGAGCAUCUGCUACGUCAUCACACACGGGGAAGAAAAGGAAGAGUAAAAAAAGUUGCCUUUCUGCCGAGCUCCCGCCAUACCCGCCCCACACGCCGACCACCACCAACUCUCUCCGACGCACACACACGCGCCCACCCGGCCUGCUCCUUUCUUCUCGCCGGCUCAGAAAAGACUCCUUUUAUCGAGGACUGGAAGGCUGCGGUGGGUGUUUGUGUGUGGGAACCGACAGGAUGAUUAUUUUCUAAAUAAGAAAUAAUCUUGUGACAAUUGAAACAAACUCUCUCUCCAUCGCUGUCCCGUCACCUUUCCCCCUCCAUUUUGUGCAUGUGCGUUGAGGCCAGCAGUGCGUGCAUCAUACCUACGAAAUGUCUUUUUGAAUCUCGGGUGCUGUGAUGCAUGCAAAGUCACUUACUUGAAACAAGUAAGACGCCUGACCCACCCUGGUCUGAUAGCCUCAACCUUGCAUACGGCGCCUAAUGGAUCCGUCUUUUUUUCUUUGUAACGGAGAAGAGUGGGCACUAGAAUAGUCUGCCAACCCCUCUCCUUCACACAGUGAAAGCUGCGGGGAGUUCAUUUGCGGCUUGAAAGCUGCAUGUAGGACAGAGAUGGCGAAAGAUGAGGAGGGGGGGGGGCGGUGAAGGAUAACUUCCUGCUCGCCCUCUCGCUGCUGUUUCCCUCCUGUCGUUGUGACUGUCUAUAUCAUCACUGUAACAAAGAAAGAAGUACAAAUAAAAUCCACUAUCUUUCGUAUGCGACUGUCUUGUCUUUUGCC